AUGGAAAGUGAUGCUGCCAUGUCUACAUCUCUCCCUGUCCUUGACGAGGAAACCAACAGGAAGCUGCUUCGAAAGAUUGACACGCGUGAAAUGCGUGUUAUGUGUACCACCUAUGCACUCCAGUACUAUGACAAAGCGCUCCUCAGCCAGGCAGCCAUCUUCGGGCUAAGGAAGGAUUUGGGUCUCGACGACGGUCUGAAGUAUGCGUGGGUCUCGUUAAUCUUCUACUUCGGAUACAUCGCUCGGUUGUUAUCCGUGUGUCCCAUCAUCUGCUUCCUAUGGGCCGUGGUCGUUCUCACCACGCCAGCCUGCACCAGCUACACCGGCAUCCUCAUCAACCAGUCCUUCCUCGGCCUAAUCGAGAGCGGCGUCUCGCUGGCAUUUAUGCUUUGCACGGGAAUGUGGUACACUCACUCCGAACAGGUCUUCCGCAGCUCCCUUUGGUACUCCUUCAGUGGUGGCUCAAACAUCAUCUCACCGCUGAUUAACUACGGUCUGGGCCACAUCACCGGUGGAGCACUUCACCCCUGGCAGUACAUGUAUCUGAUCGGGGGACUCGCAACUCUGCUGUGGUCUAUCGUCCUCUGGUUCGUCUUCCCCGGUACUCCACAGGUUGCGAAGGGUUUCACAGAGGCAGAAAAGAUACUGGUGCUCGAACGCGUCCGGUCGAAUAAUGCCGGUGCCGAGAACCGCCAAUUCAAAUGUAUUGGUAGUGGGGCGGUGACGACGUUCGGCUCGAUCAUCUUCAACGGAAUGGGGUUUACAACAUUUCAGUCCCUACUACUGAAUAUGCCGAUUGGAGCGCUGGCCUUUGUUUGUAUCCUUGGAUCUGGUUAUAUCGGGAGGAAGGUUCCGGACUCGCGACUUUAUGUCGUGAGUGGGGCCUGUGUUCCUGUCAUUUUGGGGAGCUGCUUGAUAUGGAGACUUCCAACUUCGCAACGCGCGGCUCGUAUCAUCGGCUUCUACCUCAUCAACUUCUUCUCCUCAGCCUGGGUGCAAUGCAUCGUGAUGGGAACGUCGAAUGUAGCCGGACACACGAAAAAGGCGACCAUGGCUGCGGCGACAUUCAUUGGGUACUCAUUGGGUAAUAUCAUCGGGCCUUUGACUUUUGAUGCAAAGGAUGCCCCUCGUUACGACCCAGGCUUCCAGGCAACGGUUAUCUGCUUUGCAAUCUGCUGCGUGCUCGCGCAGGUAUUCCGGGCGCUCAUGUAUACGCAGAGUAAGAGGCGGGACGCCAAGUAUGGUGCGCCGAGUGGGGAACACGGAUUAGACGACCUGACAGAUGGGGAGAAUAAGUCUUUUCGGUAUCCACUGUAG
Aspergillus aculeatinus CBS 121060 is the source of this 1317-nucleotide messenger RNA. Its product is annotated as putative MFS transporter. The transcript has 6 exons. The record is from RefSeq and is a predicted model, not a curated record. Lineage: Eukaryota; Fungi; Ascomycota; Eurotiomycetes; Eurotiales; Aspergillaceae. Gene Ontology annotation, cellular component: membrane. Gene Ontology annotation, molecular function: transmembrane transporter activity. Gene Ontology annotation, biological process: transmembrane transport. Bases 1 to 1317 code for a protein of 438 amino acids.